UUUCUAGUUAGGUUUUAGUUCGUUGGACGGAUCGAUGACCAACUGUUUAUUUUAGUAGAUCUAUAUAUAUCAUCUGUGCUUGGUCAUCCAGUUUUUACCCGUUUGGAACUGCAAAUUGUAUAGGAAUAUUUGGCUCUGAUGCGACCUGUCCUCGUUUCACCAUGUUCUUGAAUUAAAAAACUGGCGGCUCUUUCUCUGACUGCAGAUGCCUAACCGAAAUUGUUUCUUGUAGUGGAUCUGCGCUUCAUACAAAUGUGCAGACUUGCAUGAUGGAGACUGCAGAGGCUCGACCUUGGUCAGAUCUUCAGCCAGAACUCCUCGGCCUUAUCCUCAGGCGUCUCCCUUCCAUAGCUGACCGUGUUCGGCUGAGAGAGGUCUGUCACCCGUGGCGCCCUAAUAGUCUGCUGCAGUCCCUUCCCCUCCCAUUCCCGUGGCUUACCCUCCCCGACGGCACCUUCCUCAACAUUCCAGGUGGUGAAAUUCACCACAUGCCUGUACACGUCGGUGCUUGUUGCUGCGGCUCAAUUGAUGACUGGCUAUUCCUCAUGAGCAGUGAUGGUGGGUGUUCAUUGGUCAACCCUUUCUCUAAGACCACGUUAAAGAUUCCUGAGCUAGCCGAAGUAUGGAAGCGUAAGAUAUCUAAUCCCAACUCUUGCAUCAGUCCAGUUUCCUAUAAGUUGGUGGUGCCCUCGCCCCUGGACUCAGCACCGGAUUCCCUUGUUGCUGCACUGAUUAUGGAUGAUGACAACUGUGCUACACUUUGUAUUAGUCAGCCACCGAUUGCCACUGACUCGUUCAGACAUGAUAAGGUUCCAGCACUUCAGAUUGAGGAUGUUGCAUUCUUUGAUGGAAAGUUGUACGCAUUGUGUGGGUUUGGCAAACUCUGCAUCGUUGAGUUGGGCAAUGACCUUUGUAUUACAUCCACUGAAUGCAUAAUUCACUCUUUGUACGAGUUAGGUGGAAUUCCUAAAUCCUUGCCCAAGGUGGACAAAAGGGGCUAUACAUUAGGGGUGUAUCUAGUUGAAUGUGGUGGUAGACUGUUGAUUGUGAAACGUUGGUUUGAGUCCUUACAUGGUCCCGUAAGUGACUAUGUAUUUGGAUAUGAUCAUACUGUUGCAUUUGAAGUCUUUGAAGCAGACUUGAGCACCAACCCUGGUCGAUGGAGAAGGGUCAGUGAGUUGGGUGGCCAUGCACUCUUUCUUGGCCAACAUGCUUCCAAGUCCCUACCUGCUACAGAUUGCAGUGGAUUGCAACUACUUCAUAGCUGACUAUUUGGGUCUGCCAUGCUCUGUGAAUCCUCUUCUUGACUCCGGUGUGUACAACAUGAGGAAUGAAAAGAUCACUCCAUUGAUGGGACAGACUGCAGCAGCUCCGCCAGAACGUGUUGGGCAGUGGCGACCAGCAUGGUUUCCCCCCCCCCCUGAAACUGUAUGAUUAACCCAGUAGGGUUUUUUUUUUCUGUUGUCUUGGAGGUUCUUUGCUUGCCUAACUCGAUCUACUUAGGCAGUGUGAUCAAACCAACCUCGGAACUGGUUAUCUUUAUAUUUAUCGUGGGACUUAAGUUAAUUAGUAUGUUGA
Molecule: messenger RNA, 1578 nt
Organism: Lolium rigidum
Lineage: Eukaryota; Viridiplantae; Streptophyta; Magnoliopsida; Poales; Poaceae
Exons: 2
Coding region: 267-1268 (333 amino acids)
Molecular function (GO): protein binding
Source: RefSeq, a predicted model, not a curated record